AUGGCUAAGCAUAAAGGGAGCAACUCAGCCAAAGUGCCGCUGCCACUCGCCCUUGAAGCUCCUCAUGCUGCUCCAACCACAUUUAACGAUGGCCUUCCUCUGCCUAAACUGUUUGUUUUUGACUUAGAUUACACCCUGUGGCCCUUCUGGGUAGACACCCAUGUCAGUGCUCCUAUAAAAUCCAAGGACAAUAACUCCCGUUGCGUGGAUAGAUGGGGUGAAUCGUUCUCAUUUUACCCAGCCGUCCAUUCGAUUUUGCAAGCAUGUCGAGCUCGAUCUAUACCAGUCAGUCUUGCGUCUCGUACUCAUGCACCAGACCUUGCGCGCGAUGUACUCAAAGCCCUCCACGUUAUCCCGUCGUUUACAGACAAUCCGGCCGCUGACAAUCGUUCGAUACGUGCGCUGGACUACUUUGAACAUGUACAGAUAUACCCGGGGACGAAGACGCAACACUUUACCCGAAUACAGCAGUCGAGCAGCUUGAAAUACGAAGACAUGCUCUUUUUUGACGAUGAAGCUCGCAAUAAAAACGUCCAGACAGAACUCGGAGUGACGUUUUGCCUGGUUAAGGAUGGAAUAACCAAAGAAGAGGUCGACCGAGGGGUUUGGGAAUGGCGACGGCGGAUAGGCAUAGGCCCGACUGACCAGAAAGAAACGCCUGUAGAAGAACGGAAUUAA
Molecule: messenger RNA, 678 nt
Organism: Arthroderma uncinatum
Lineage: Eukaryota; Fungi; Ascomycota; Eurotiomycetes; Onygenales; Arthrodermataceae
Product: magnesium-dependent phosphatase 1
Exons: 2
Coding region: 1-678 (225 amino acids)
Molecular function (GO): acid phosphatase activity
Source: RefSeq, a predicted model, not a curated record